Molecule: messenger RNA, 954 nt
Organism: Penicillium egyptiacum
Lineage: Eukaryota; Fungi; Ascomycota; Eurotiomycetes; Eurotiales; Aspergillaceae
Source: the annotation of a GenBank genome assembly
AUGCUCCCACACGCCAAAUUCUGGAGAAGCGGACAUGAUGCUGAGGCAUUACCUUCGCCAACCACCAUCGUCCCAUUCGCUGGACGCAUUGGUGCGAAUCAAGAGUUCUCGGUGGACAAGAACAACUGUACGCAGAUAGAGUUGUUGCAGAAGUUUCCUGACGCUGCUCCCUGGAUCCCACUAAAGGAUGCCCUAUCUUUGCGACAUAUUCUACAGGUAGAGCUAUGGAAGGCCGCUGCUAUCGAAGCUAUAGGUCCCACCUUUGCGACCGGUGCACUUGUACCCAGCCUACUUGGUGGACUUACGGCGACCCUUGUUCUUCCUUUAUUCAUCUUCGCUACAGGCCCAGUUUCUGGGGCGCAUCUUAACCCUACCAUCACCAUCGCCGCAUUCUUCGGGCGACUGGCGACGUUGCCACGAUGCAUUCUGUACAUCGGAUUUCAGGUUUUUGGAGGGGCCAUGGCGGGUUUGCUGUUGAGAGCGAGCUUCGACACGAGAUCUUUCAUUGUGCCAGGUUGCUAUAUUGAUUCUACAAAAGUCUCAGCGGGCAGCGCAUUCGCCAUAGAAUUCACUACAGACCUUGCUUUGAUCUUUCUCUCGUUCGGUGUCGGUCUUGAUCCUCGACAGCGCUCUGUAUUUGGGCCAGCCUUAGGCCCUAUCUUUGUUGGCAUUAUUUUAGGAACGUGUACUUUUGUGACGGGUUUCAGCCGUACUGGGUACACUGGUUUCUGUGAGUUUCUAAAUCAACACCCUAAAGCUUGGGAUUCUAACAAGUUAAAAGCGGGAAACCCUGCACGGUGCUUCGGGGUAAUGGUUGGGUCGCAUUUUGCUUCUUAUCAUUGGAUACAUUGGAUAGCACCGUUGAGUGCGUCUAUCAUUCACGGGAUGCUAUAUUUUUUCAUUCCACCUUACUCUCGGAAAAGUACUCCACAUGUGAGCGAGGAAACAUAUUAA